Molecule: messenger RNA, 2610 nt
Organism: Myzus persicae (green peach aphid)
Lineage: Eukaryota; Metazoa; Arthropoda; Insecta; Hemiptera; Aphididae
Product: organic cation transporter protein-like
Exons: 14
Coding region: 445-2274 (609 amino acids)
Biological process (GO): transmembrane transport
Cellular component (GO): membrane
Molecular function (GO): transmembrane transporter activity
Source: RefSeq, a predicted model, not a curated record
AUCCGCUCAAGUCUGGUUUCUGUCGCGUACCGUGAAGCACGCGCGCUCGCCCCGGUAUAGUAUCGUACACUCGCGUCCGUCGCCGUUCCGUUUUGCACGUGUCGCUCGCGCCCGUCCGCUGCUGCAGGUGUGCGAUACUGUUUGUAUAUACAAACACCAAUACAAUUAGUGCACUUUUGGGCCGUCACAGCAUUGCACGCAAAACGACGACGACAACAAUAAUAUAAGCCGAUGGUGCACCGGGUUAGCGUUGGUCGAGGAAUGGUACGCGAUAAUUAAUCCGAUCGGAAAACUAAUUUACUUACUUACUAAGUAUACACAGUGGAGUGCUAACUUUGAUUGGCACCCCGGGGCAAUCAUAUUUGAAGCCAGUCUUACACUUGUCACUAGCCGAUGGAAUCGAAGAUCGAGCAGUAUCGUCGUGUAUAAUCAAUCGGCCCCGUCAUGGCUAACAACACAGAAAAAUGGGCAGAAGAAGAAGAGCCCAACUCGUUUCUAUUGGGCGAAGACCGCAGUGCGCAGCCAGGGUUCGUCAGGCAGAACCGCCGGCAAUCCAGUAAUGUUGGAGUUUUUAAAGAUGACAAACGAACGGAAAAGACACAUGAAGAUCCAGUUUCUAUGGCCAUCGGCGAAUUUGGCCGAUGGCAAGCUAUGCUUACUUUAAUUUUGUCCUUGUUAAAUUUGCCUUGUACAUGGCACAUAUUCGUACUAACGUUCCAGGGGGCAGAUACGGACUUCUGGUGUACACCGCCGCCGGGUGUGCUGAACCGGAUAUCUGUAGAUCAAUGGAAAAAUUUAAGUGGUUUAAUCCCCGAAUCACCAACAAACAAUGUUUCAGUAUACGAUCCUUGUCAUUAUCGUGACUUAGACUACGAAAGAUUACUCGGUAAUUUUAGUUAUGGAGAAUUACUUAAAAAAAAAACAGAUCAAUAUGAGCUUAAAACGUGCACUUCGUGGCAGUUCAAUACUACUGAAUUCGGCGAUACAAUCACUUCUGAAUGGAACCUGGUUUGUGACCGAAAAGAAUUAAAAAACUUUGCUGAGAUGAUGUUCUUGAUGGGUGUUGCUUUUGGAGGUUUCUUCUCGGGACUCGUGUCUGACAGAUUUGGUAGAAAGAAGACGUUGAUGGCUUCCUUAAUUAUGCAGUUGGCUCUUGGUAUUUUAGUCGCUAUUUGCCCUUGGUUUGAAUUCUAUCUGGUAUUGAGAUUUAUUUUGGGAUUUGUUUGUGUGAGCAUCGUCUUUAGUGGUUUUGUGUUGUGUAUGGAACUGGUCGGUGGUAAGUGGUUGACAAUCGCUGGAGUUCUUUACUUGCUUCCAGUUCCAAUGAGUUACAUAAUCAUAUCUGGAAUCGCAUACAUCUGUAGAGGAUGGAGGUUGCUGCAGUGGUGUGUCACGUUACCUGCUGUAUUUUUCUUGGUUUUGCAUUGGUUUGUUCCCGAAUCACCGAGAUGGUUAUUGGCCAUGGGCAGAGUGGAAGAGACUAUGGAAGUCUUGGAAAAGGCCUCAAAAAUCAAUAAGCACCCCUUGCCAGUGAAUAUGGAUAAAAUUCUUAAACAAAGUAUUAACAAAUUCGAAAUUAAUGGCAAACCUAAAGUACGAGUUUCUGACUUAUUUCGUACCAAAAAUAUCAGAAAAAUUUCUCUUGUUUUAUACAUUCUUUGGUUCAGUCUUUACUUAGUGUACUAUGGGCUUGUACUUAACCUGUCCAACAUCGGUGGAAAUAUAUACAUUAAUACUAUAAUAUCAGGUUUGGUUGAAAUUCCAGCAAUAUUGAUUAGUGUGGUAAUAUUGCUUAAAAUGGGUCGAAGAAUUCCAUUGUGCCUUACCAUGGUAGCUGGAGGAAUUGCGUGUUUGCUUACUACGAUUCUACCAGCAGAUACGGAUGAGUGGAUAUCGCUAUCAUUGGUGAUGGCUGGCAAAUUUUCCGUGUCUUCGUCAAACGUUAUCAUGCCUCUCUACACAGCCGAAUUGUUUCCAACUGUUAUAAGAAAUUUAGGAGUAGGAACUUCUAAUAUACCAGCAGGAAUCGCACUUAUUAUGGUACCAUACCUAUGGAAUUUAUCUCCGUUGAGCAAAGUUUUACCGUUAUUGGUACUGGGAACAGUCAGCGUCAUUGGUGGCUUGUCUGUACUCAUGCUACCAGAAACAGGCAGUUAUCUUUCUGAUACAUUAGAGGAAGUAGAGGACUGCAUUAGCUCAUCAAAUAAUACACAGAAAAAGUACAUCGAUACAAUAAGUAGUAACGUACAAAGUUCACCAUCCGAGAAAGAAUAAUUCCUUCAUAGUAGACAUUAUACGGUUAAUUAUUUGUUUAUUCAUUUGUCUUCCUAAUCGUUUUAUUACGUUUUGUUAAGUAUUUUAAAAACAUACUUUUUUAUUCAUUCAGUAUAUUUCUGUGAUAAUUAUCUAAAAUUAUAGUUGAUCAAUAAAUCAACGAAAGCACGACACCGAAAAACUAUAUUAUGUUAAUAUAGUUUUAUAUAAAAAAAAAUAAAAAUAGAAUUUUGUAAGUUCUUGUGAAUAACUGGACUGACCUUGUCAAUUUUUUUUUUUUACAAAUUAUUACCUAUGGAUAAUAUAAAAUACAUUGUUGGACAUAAUUGUUAUGUA